AUGCUUUCGAGACUCGUGAGAGAGCAUAAUCAAAAACAACAAGUUGUAAGACGCAAUAAUGAACAGCUUCGGAAAGAAGUCAUACAAUCAGUUGGUGAGGUGACCGACUGUUUGGCAGAUAACUUGAACGAAAGGCACGGCGAAGAUGUGAGGGUUAGCAGGGAAGUUACCUCGGAACGAUUAAAUUCUAAAAAGCUAACCGCCGAAAAGAUAUCGAAGAAGCAACAGAAAACCAGAACCAUAUCAAAUGCUACCACUGGAGAUUCCAAAACCGUCAACCUCGUCACGGGAACUCCUUCGGAAUUAAAACCAGAGGAAAUCGUUAGCGAAAUAACGGUCCCCAGCGAACCUCCCGUCGAAAAAAUCUUAAAUGAUGAAUCAUCAACCAAAGAAGAUGCAAACAUCACCCAUGAGGUCAAGCCACAAGAAAAGGAGGAAAAACAUGAUCGUAAUUUGGAAAUCGUUUGUCCUAUCGAAAUGAGGACGGUGCACGAAGUCACAAAAGAAUCUGACAUGAUACCCAUUGAGUUCCACUGGAAGUAUGGUGGCAACAAAGUAUUUGUCACCGGUGAUUUCGAUGGUUGGAAAGCCCAGAAGCACGAGAUGCAUUUGAAUCCCGAGACAAAUGAGUUCGUCGCCAUCGUUGAAAUCGAUCGUACCAAGCAACAUGAAUUCAAAUUUGUUGUUGACGGUGACUGGAAGUGCAACUGGGAUUUCCCCACACGAUACGAUGAACGUGAGUGA
Molecule: messenger RNA, 744 nt
Organism: Acaulospora colombiana
Lineage: Eukaryota; Fungi; Glomeromycota; Glomeromycetes; Diversisporales; Acaulosporaceae
Source: the annotation of a GenBank genome assembly